GCGGACCCUCCAGUGCGCAUGCUCGCCGAUGUGCGCGUGCGAUCUCGUCAGGCGAGGGCGUCGAGCAAGGCGAGGUCCUGAGGGCUUGGUGUCCUAUAUCUGGUACAACUCCGUCCACCCUACCAUCUUCCACAAACCAUAUAUAAAUCAGCUUUACUGCAGAGAGCUUGAAUCCUGUAAAGGACUAAGCUGCAAAGGUGCCACGUGUGACAGAGAGUUUGGCCAUCAUGAAGAAUCCUCACAUCUUUGAUCUACACAAGCAAGAGGAGGAUCCAGAAACUAGUUCCAUAAACAACCCAGGAGCUGUAAAUGAUUCUGGUCAACAGCUGAGGCAUGUUCAGUGUUUGUCACUGAAUGGGCCUUACCAAGCUGUGAGCCAGACCCAGGAGCUUUGCUGCAAGUGGCAACAGCUGGAGACCCACACAAAGGAGCAGAAAACAGAGCCACCAACGCUGGAGCAGUUUCUGAUUAGCCUGCCAGAGGAGAUCCAGACAUGGGUGAGGUCAAAGCAGCCAGAGAACAGCAGGGAGGCAGGCCUGUUGGUAGAAGACUUGGUCCUGGCAUGUGAGAAUCCAGGUGAGACAGCUUUCUCUGCUCAGGACUCUAUCCUUGUGGAAAACAAGAACAACAGAGAACACCAAAAGAGGAAUACAGAGGCAUUAGGCUGUCCACUGUCGGCUGGGUCCCAGGAGUUGGUGACGUUUGAUGAUGUGGCUGUGACCUUCACCCCAGAGGAGUUAAGCUACCUUACUGCUUCUCAAAGGAAGCUCUACAGAGAGGUGAUGCUGGAGAAUUACCAGAACCUGGUUUCCUUAGGGCACCAGUUUCCUAAACCUGACAUUAUUUCUUUCCUGGAAGAAGAGGCAUCAAGAGCAACAAGAGAGGACAGUAAUGCAGUGAUGUGUCAUGGUAACUCAAAAAGACAGGGAAGAGAUGCUCUUCUGAUGUUGGUGAAAACUGGGAACCCCAGGAAAAUACAGAGGAGCCUCGUGGGCAGCAUGCCCUGAGAGCUUGCUUUGCUCACCUGUCACCUGGCGUCUCCAGGCCGCCCCGUCCUGCCAUUUGUUUCCUGUGGCACCUAGAGCAUGCUGAUUUGGCCAGAUCGAUGCCUCUGCAGCUUCGAUGACACAUGAAUGCUCACCUUUGACCUUGCAUUGACCUUUGAUGCUGAC
Cavia porcellus (domestic guinea pig) is the source of this 1172-nucleotide messenger RNA. RefSeq names its product neurotrophin receptor-interacting factor homolog. The transcript is spliced from 7 exons. The record is from RefSeq and is a predicted model, not a curated record. NCBI's taxonomy places the organism in Eukaryota, Metazoa, Chordata, Mammalia, Rodentia, Caviidae. Gene Ontology annotation, biological process: regulation of DNA-templated transcription. Bases 228 to 1007 code for a protein of 259 amino acids.